UCAUUAGUCUUCUGUAAUCACUCAACCAGUUGUGAAAGCGGCCUGUCAUUUAAAAUCACACUCAGGUUAAUUCCUUGGGUGGUGGGUGUGAGUGUUUUGCAUGCUGCACAGGCUCUGUGUGUGUGCGUGUGCAUGCACAAGCAAUACUGCAUUAGAGAACACGUUCUUCAGGUCAGACUCAGGCGUUUUAUUUAACAUUCCUGCCUGUCAGAAAAUACGAACAUGAAUACAAAGCGCUCAGCUGCCAGCAUAAUGUGUUAGUAGACAAUAAAAACGGAUUCCAAAGAUGUUACAAGGUUUUUCUUUUCUUCUCUUUAAUCACCCAUCUACUCAGUUUUCCCUCCCCCCUUAACUCUUUCUGUCUUUCUCCUUCGCUCUCUCUCACGCACACACACUCUGUUUGUUCGUGCCAUCUUUUGAACUUCGUACCUCUUUGGGCGUCCCGAAUUCCACGUGUUUAAUUCGGGCAUUCCUUCCCCUUCGCUCGCAGACAAAACAACAACAACAAAGAGAGAAAAUUCUCUGGACCGUGAGCUGCCCGCUUCUAAUCACUCACAGGAAAUGGGCUCCUGUACAGCAUGAGAGAAAGAGGGCAAAACAAGCUUUGGAUAUGUAUCGUGCCGUGCUUUUGAGUGCAUACUAGAGUUGAUGACUGUUUGUGGUCCGGUCAACAAAACUCGAUCACCACUUAUAGCGGAGUUCUGGCUCCUGACAUGUGGACUUGAAACUUGUCUUUGAUUUCUGAUGUGCAUAAGCUGCUUAGACAACUCCACUAUACAAAUGUGUACCCCUCCAUCAAACAAUUAUAAAGACCUCACAGUAGAGUAGUAUCAGAAGGGCAAAAUGACAGACACAACAAAUCGCCAUCUGAGACACAAGUUGCAGAGCUUAGGACGGCGUCUGGAUGAACUUGAAGAGGCCAAAGGCAAGUUACAGAAAGCUGAAGAUGAACUUCUUGACAUUCAGGACAAAAUCAUACAGGCUGAGGGGAGUAAUUCCUCAUUGCUCACAGAUGUGGAAACAAUGCGAAAGAGAUUACUCAAAAUCGAAGGUAAAGAUGAGGAGGUCAGGAAAGCAGAAGAUCUUUGUCGUGAGGUUAGGGAGAAAUUAGAUCAGGAGGAGAAACUUACUAAGGAUUUUAAAGUGGAUAUUGAGCGUCUUCAGCGCAGAAUGACUGAACUUGAGAAACUUGAAGAGGCUUUUGGUAAAAGCAAGUCAGACUGUACCCAGUUGUGCCUUAGUCUUAAUGAGGAGAAAAACCUGACUAAAAAGCUUGCAGCAGAGCUUGAUGCUUUGAAGGCUCGCGUAAAGGAAGUGGAUGCCUCUGAAGGUCGACUAGACAAGGCAGAGAAAUCUCUCACUGCAGAGAUGGAAAAGCUAAAAAGUCUCACUCAGACAUUCAUGAAUGAGCGCAAAAGGCUUCUGGAUAAGCAAAGAGAGGACGACAAAAUCAUACUCAGGUUGACUGAGAAGCUUGAACGUCAAAAAAAUAAAGUAGGCACAACAGACCACAGCCGAACUGAUUCUAGAGAUCUUCGAAUUGAGGAUGAGUUAUCAUCAGGACUUACAUGCAAACUGGCCAGGAAGAAGAGUCUUGACUACUUGAAGCAUUCAGAUGAUUUUGAUUUGAGAAAUGAGUCGGAGAACGAGAAAAAUUGCUUACAAGGUCAGGAAGAUAAUAAGGUUAAAGACCUCAGUCAGGAAGUGGAAAGACUAAAGAAUCGUUUGAAGCAGAUGGAGUUAGUGGAGGAGGACUUGAGGAACAUGGAAUCCAAGAAUACUGAACUCAUUGAGAAAUACCAGCAGGAGAGGAACCGUAGUCAAGCUCUCCAUGACCAAGUAGAGCAAAUGAGAAUGGAGCUCAAUGUUUGCAGCACUAGUAAUGGAAACUCAGCAAUUACCAGCACUACAAAGGUCCUGGAGAAUGGCAAGGCAGAAAAUGAGGAGUUUAAUGUACGGGGAGGUUUCAGACAGGAUAAACCUAAAUUUCUAAAUAGGAGUCCUGCUUCUUCCGAACAAGUCACCUCCAAAUACAAAAGCAGAGAUUCCUCUCCUCAACAGAGGCGAGAAACAAAGCUGAGGAACAAAGAUCUUUGUCACUCCAGAGAAAGUUCCCCAAAGACUGUACGUAGGACUCUUGGUCCAGCACAUAAUGUUAGAAAAGGUCAAAAGACCGGUGCUUCCAACACUUCUGACAAUGGAACAAGAGAUGGUAAGAAAGAGGAAAAAAAUGCAAGUGCCUCGUCAUGUGCUCUCAGCGAAAGCAAGAAAGUUUCAGUCCUUAGUCGCUAUCCUCCAGCUGUUAAUGACCAAAGGUCCUGGAGGCCAUCGGUCAAACAAAAUGACAAUGAUGGCAAGAAGAGUCGAGUGGAGAAGUUGUCCAAGUGCCCUGGAAGUGAUAAUGAAUCGAGCAACUCUGAUGGGACACACUUUAAUUCAGCCAGAGCCACUAUUGUUGCUUCACCUGAAAAAGGACUUACUGAACCUGAGAGUUUAGAUCAGGAUACUUCUGCUGUGUUGAGUCUCUCAAAGGCAAACGGAUCCUAUACUGCUUAUAGGUCCCAUGUAUCUCCGUCUUUCCUGACUGAUCAUGGAUCGGAUGGCCACUCCUCAGCAUCUGAAACAGAAUCUACAGGCUCAAGGAGAUCGGUUGGUGAACAAAGUGAUCCCCUGGUGUCAAGUACAAGUGGAAGAACAUCAAAGUACACUAGAUACUCACGACUACAAGAUUCUUACUCUGAUGCUUCCUCAAAGAGCCCCUUUAGUGAGGAGCAGCAGAGGCCUCUUACAAUGGAAGAGGAAGCACAGGAGACUGCACAUUCUUCCUCAGGUAUUGAGGUCCGCAGGGUAUGCAGCCCUCGUGAAUCCCUCCAGUCAAAAGCUGUCAUCAAACAAGCCAUUGUUGAGAUCGACAGGAAGGAAGUAAUGUCAGGGGGAACCACAGAGGCUUUGACCACCAGUGGGAAACCCAAGAUCUCCACUAAGCCAGUAUUGACUAGCAAAAUGACCAGCAGUAUCACUUUCUAUCCCAAUGACCCCAGCUCCUCUCGAACAAGCAGUCGGAGCAGUAGUUUAUCAAGUGAGCCCCCUUCCAAGGAAAGGCACACUUCCACCAGUAAUAUUGUCAUUGGCCCAAGCAGUGAACACAGAGGUAGCAUCUCUAUACCUUAUGAAAUAUCCAUCCCUAAGAGUGAGCUCACUCUGCGUCAAAGUGAAACUGACACCGACUUCUCUGAACCUCACAGUUACCUUGAGACUGCUCCAUUGGAGGCAACCCUUUUGUCUCAAAACAGCUUCAGCCUCCAGUCUUCUGAUGCUUCAGACUUCAACAAUGACAUUGAGUCUGGGUUUGAGAGCAGCAGUAGCAGCACAACAGUGACCAGCUGGAGAAGCCACGCUCACAACCACCUCUCAUAUGAUGACAGUUUGCCAGAAAUGAGAAACAUCACAGUCAGGAGCACUUGGAAGAGCCGUGGAGCAGCUUCUGUAGAUGAAUCUGUUCGAGCACUCAGGCAAGAUGGCUCAGAGGAUGAGAGUGAGUCUUCAACCACCUGGAGAGCAUAUAGGGCUACUACAGUGCUGGACACUCCAGCAAACUCUAGCAUAGGUGCUAACUGUGCAAAUAAACCAAGCCCAGCAGAGGUAUACAUGCGUAGGAUCAACAAUUCAGCAUCAUCUGUUCCUGAGCCAGGACGGAGAAACAAGAAGACCCCUUCACCAGAGAGGGCUAUUGCACAUGAGCCUGUCAGUGCCCAGCAACUUCAACCAAGAGUCCGGAAACAACCCCUGUCUGUAGAUGAUCGAGAUCCUGCUCUGUCCUCAUGGCGCAGGCAGCCUGCAGGUGACUUGGACCCAUACGAUAGGCCUGGGAGUCGUGGUGCCUGGUCCAGCAGAAACCGCACAGCUGAUGGAAGCCGGUCGUGGUCAAAUCGUCAUCUGGACAACUGAACCAUAUUGCCCACAUUUCCAACUCGAGUUCUUACAUCUCAAAGCGGCUCCUGUGUUCAAGGAAUGAAGAUCAUCUCAUCUCUCAAAGAACCGUCACCUGAUCAGAUUUCCAGGCCAGAGUGACCCCUGGGAACUCCAUAGUACUCCUACAUCAACCAAACCUGUAUGAAUGCACCUUCUUCCAGCCAUCACUUAGGGAACAGAAGCCACAUGAAUCCUCUUCUGCUCCUCAUCAUGUAUUAAAUUCGCCAAACGUGACAAGGGAGAGGCACAGACAUGUGACUGUCUUGAUGUUGGGAGAAUGUGAAAGGGCCUCAGGUUCUGGUAGAUGUUAGAACAUUGAGUUAUUUACAUAAGGAGCAAGUUACAGCUCGUUGGUUUCCAGCUAGUUUGACAAUCUCUCACUUUUGUUUUGUUUUGUUUUUGAUCUACGGUGUUUAUUUCAGGAAUUCGUCAGGAUUAUUGCACACAAAUGAUAUUUGCCGAUCAUCCAGGCAUAGGUGUACACAUAAUUUUCCCUCGUGUUGUUGGAGCCCAUCGAAUCAACUACAUUAUAGAGGUUUAUGUUAAGCCAAAAGUCGACAGUAUAGAUUGAUGUACAUACACCCAAUUUUUCAUCCUUAAAGCGCCUUGAGUCAAGUUUGAUCCCAUUUGUAAUUUGCUCCUUGUAUUUGAUCAUGUCUGCUAGUUUUUCUUCAUCUUUUUAUUAACUGGAUUGUAUGCUCUCACAGCCAGCAUAGCAAACGGGCCACCAACACUACAAAAUCUUGGCAAAUGUGUUUGCAUGAUGACCCUUCUCUGUCUCAGUAGCUCCAAAGGGAUGCUUACUUUGGAUUCCGAACCACCGGGAGUAAUACGAUCAUGUUGAGCUCAUCCGGAUGUGACCUCAUCCAUCUAGGUAGCUUAACCCAAAUGCUGGACAUUUUAUGGAGGAUAUCUAGAGCUGACUCCUCAGAGCCGCUCUGUGACUCUAAUCGCAAUCUUUGCACAGAAAAACAAUGAUCCAAAUCCUCGGUGUAUCACAGGAAAUCAGCAUUUGGGAUUCUGCUGGUAUAAUAAAACCCCUAGAUGGGUCCAAUUUUCACGUUUUUUUAGCCGUAGAGCUUGAGGGUGACUAGCAUGACACCACAGAGGAUCCAGAAUGCUUCAGUUAGGAAUGCUUGUGCCUGGAUAAAUGGCUUCACCAUCAAUAACAUUAGAAUGUUGGACACUUGGUUGUCAUGCGUUUAGUACUUGUUAAAGUGUUAAUGAAUAGAGCUGCUGCAGUUCAAAUGUACUGUUUCUAUUAGGUUUUAAACUCUAGUUUCACAUUCAGGCUCAGAUUUCGCUCUUGAACAUUACUCAACAGUGACUGUGUGCAUUAAUAUCGCUCUUAUCCAAUACCAUGUCACAGUUGAUGAUGAGGUAGGGUCCAUUAUUCCUCAGCCCACCAGAGGAACUCGAUCUCCAAUGCCACUGGAAUGUGAGAUGUUUUAUUUGAUCAGUUUUUUUUAAUCCAAUGCUGUAUUUGUGUCUUGUUGUUAUAGAGUUCGAUGUUCAGGUGGACAGUUUCCUGUCAUUGUAACGUCUCGCUUGGUUAUUACAGCUAGAAAAAGAUCCAUGCCACAUGAUCAUGCUCAGUUUUGUAUCGCUUUCCUACGCUCAUGUGUAGACAUUCAUCCAUCUGCCAUGGGCUGGAGGGAGUCUUUGAAACUAUUGAUCUAUCAAUUAAUCUAUUUUAAGUCACUCUAAUGAAUUUGUAAUUGCACUUAAAUCAUUAAAACACACUUCUAAAGUAAGAAAACAGACUAUAUCUUUCAGGAAAUGAUUGUGAUUUGGAUUAUGCGACAAAUGUUGUGGCUUAUCGGAAGAAGAAAAAACAUACAAAACAUCAUCAACACCCAACUUAAAACAACCCUCAUUUAGCAGCAAGCCACAAUUUGGCUUUGUACAUCACAGAUUUGGCCGUUGCUUUGUUCUGCAUGGUAAAAACAAAUGUGUGUCUAUCCAAAUGUAUAUCCCAGACUUCACCUCGACUUCCCGUGUAGGGGUCUCCUUCUGCAGCAAACAUGCUGUCUUCUGUAUGUCUUGUCCCUGCUUUCCCAGAAUACCCCAGUGCCCUGAGCUGCUGUAAUCCAAGCUGCCGGUCCCUAAAGCCAUUUUAUUGGCUGGCUAAAGCAGUGGCAGCGGGCCUGAUAUACGGCCCCCAGGCUGGUUGCAGGUUAAAGGUCAGCCAUGCAUUUGAUGGGCUCAGAACUUCUGAGGGAGGAAGUGGGAGCAGCUGGCAGCACAGGAGGAAGCAGAGUGGGUGAGCAGCCAAUGGGUGGUGUGCAAUUCACAGAGAUGGAGCCAAUGUGUGAUACUAAGAGGGUCAGCUUGGGAGGAAAGGUUUCAGCCGUUUACUUCCGUAAAUAGAGCUGAGCAUUAUGAACUGUAAAACCCUCUCUAAAAAAAUUCAACCCACUCAAAGCUUGCAAACACAAUCCUACCGCUGCUGCAUGAACCAGAUGGAUGUGAUGAUAUAGAGCAAGUCUGGACUGGAAACACCAGCAGACUCUACAUCUCCCCUCCCAACCCCCCGGCCAGGCAAAGGUCUCUUGGCUGCUCUGAGACUUCAACCGCAGCUGUCGGAAACCCUUGUUUUUAUGUGCUCACAAGACAGUCCAGAGUUUGAGAAGGAGUCUUCUUAAAGAGACUGACUGAAACCGCAUUUCGCAUGGAAUUCUUCCUCGUUUCUCAAGCCUAUUUACUAACGUGUCAGUGUGCCGUUCGCUCUCAGAAGUCAUCCAACACAUGUCUCUGAUUUUCAUUCCUCCGCUUCUGUCUUUAGCUCUCUGUGGAAAUAAUCGGCGUGAUAUUUGGUUACACAUCUGAGAAUGGAUCAAAGGUUAUGUAGUUUCACUUAUUGUUCAUUUAAAAGAACCAAUGGAAUCGAAUUUACAUCAAGGUUUUCCCCUCUCUACUUUAGUGCGCAUUUCAGGUAGACGGAACUUAACCUAGCUAUGGUGCCAGUCGGUUAGCAUUACUACUAGCUGGUGUUGACUCGGAAUGGUUUUUAAUCAUUUUUAGUGACGAUUUUCUAAGCCUUACAGAGGAAAGAAGUUGUAAUUAUUUUAUAAAAGUCAUUUCUAAGCAAUAAAGUAAUAUUGAAUGUACAGAAAAUAGCAAUUUAAAGGCUUUGCUGUGUUAUGCCUGCACUGUGAGCCGGCAUUGACCCUGAAGGCCAAAAAUACGUCACGUGUAAUGAAAUAACACACUUCAGAAUCUGCACUUAACCAGCACUUAACUUAAAUCACUCUUUUACCCUUUUCCUCUACAUUUAUGGAUUUGAUUUUCUAAAAAAGCCCCCUUUUUAUUGUUUUGCCCCUGUUAAGUGAAUGUACAGCCAUCAAAGAUGUGUAUAUAUAUUUGUGUGUGUGUGUGUGUAUGUGUGUAUGUGCGCUGGCCAGAAUGACAGAGUAAGUUUGCCUGCAGCAUCUGUGAGACAGCUCUUGUAUUUUUCUGGGUUGAGAAGUAGACUGUCCACCAUAUUUGUAUACUGCGGGGUGUUUUAAUUUAGUUUGUGUCAUUAUUCUUUUUUCUUUAAGGCCAAGUGUGCUCUGUUUUAUUUGACACAUAAUGUGCCAAAAAUCAUUCCAGUGUAUUUUUGUAGUUUACAAAGAAACAAAUGGCUUCUUAAAAGCAUUAUUGAAAUUUAAAGGGUAAAUAUUUCUGUUGUCAAGCUUUUCCUUUAUUUUUUGCCUUUUUGUCAAACUACAAUCGGAUCAGUUUUUAUUUAAAAGUAUCUUGUAAUUUUGUAAAGUGGGCCAUGUUUAAGAUCUGUUAAGAUUUUGUUCCCUUUUUUGUUUACUGUGUAGAUGUGUACCUUAUCGGGCUCCUGGAGAGUGUGUUUUCUUUCUUUUUUGAUUUAUUAUUUUCAAUCUUUUGUUUAUUCAUCAUUUGUAUGAAUUAUUAAAGACAGUAAACUCAGUAAAAGUGGUAAAUCACCAACUUUUCAAACAUUAACUAUGCUUUUUUUCUUUCAGACUAAGGGAAAUGUUUAGGUAAAGCUAUUCUUUCUUUCUUUUUAAUGCAUACAUUGAGCCAGGGGCUCAGUAUGGUUCAGUUCUGUACUGUUCUCAUCUUUUAUUAACCGCUCAGACUGUGGGUUUCCCUUCUGUUCAUUCAGGGUUCAUUCAUCUCCUGUGCCGUAUUAAAAGCGCUGCCAAAGACAGAUUUCAGGCCUUAAACACACAGGCACAAACAUGCUGUAACACACACUAACUGAAUUGAAAUUCACUGAUACCUGCUUGUAUAUCUCUCCAAACACACUCCACAUAUAACUACAGGCCUGAGUAGUUCAAGAAGGGAGACAGAAGUUGAGAGCAUAAUUGUGGUGUUUCUCUGAUAAAGCAGUGUUUGUAAAUGGCUAUAGAGUGAACCUGCGGUGAGGACACAGGUGAACGUGCUCAUUGUAUUCAGCCUUUCAGUGUCAGCAAUAACACACACGCACACACUCUCUGUAUUUCAGUCUUACACCUUUGUACUGUAAUAUUUGUGCAUGUUUCAGCUUAAUGUUUCAGCACUGUGCAUGGAGCUACACAUCUCUUUAGGCUGAACUGCAGGCUAUAUGUAUUCCAGCUAAUAUAAUAAAAGCAAAUUGUUUGUAA
Danio rerio (zebrafish) is the source of this 8576-nucleotide messenger RNA. NCBI's taxonomy places the organism in Eukaryota, Metazoa, Chordata, Actinopteri, Cypriniformes, Danionidae. The record is from RefSeq and is a predicted model, not a curated record.